Egretta garzetta (little egret) is the source of this 483-nucleotide messenger RNA. It is a transcript of the gene PPP1R1B, whose product is annotated as protein phosphatase 1 regulatory inhibitor subunit 1B. Gene Ontology annotation, molecular function: protein phosphatase inhibitor activity. The record is from RefSeq and is a predicted model, not a curated record. Gene Ontology annotation, cellular component: cytoplasm. Gene Ontology annotation, biological process: intracellular signal transduction. The transcript has 5 exons. Bases 1 to 483 code for a protein of 160 amino acids. Lineage: Eukaryota; Metazoa; Chordata; Aves; Pelecaniformes; Ardeidae.
AUGGACCCCAAGGACCGCAAGAAGAUCCAGUUCUCGGUGCCGGCACCCCCCAGCCAGCUGGACCCCCGCGCCGUCGAGAUGGUGAGGGUGGACAUCGGGGCUGCUGACCCAGAGGACGAGUCCCUGCCCUACCAGCGUGCCUCCGGCGAGGGCUGCUUGCUUAAACCAAAGAGGACCAACCCGUGUGCCUACACGCCACCCUCGCUCAAAGCGGUGCAGCGCAUCGUGCAGUCCCACCUGGAGAGCGGCCUGGCCGGGGGUGACAGCUCCGACGGGGAGGCUGAUGACGGGGACCAUGAGCUGACCCGCGCCUGCGACCCUGACAGCGCCCUGGAGCCUGGUCUGGGCGCAGUCUUGGGGCUUUUUCCACCAGACAUUGCAUGGCCGCAGCCUCCUGGUUUUUACGAGUGGGAUCUGCUGCGGACAAACCCCACUUGGAUCCAGGAGGAUGCAGAACCACUGGGGCAGUGGCUAAGACAGUAA